AUGCAACCUAGCGUGUUCUGUGCCGAACUAUCCCGCAUACAGGGUAAGGGUGGUCUCAAACCCGCUACUGCGGUGAAUGUAAGACAUAUUCUCUGCGAGAAGCACUCGAAAGCCACAGAGGCCUUGCAGAAGCUGCAGGAAGGGCAAAGAUUUGAUAAGGUUGCGCAGGAGUAUUCAGAGGACAAAGCUAAAGCUGGUGGCAGCCUGGGCUGGAUGACGCGCGGGUCAAUGGUGGGCCCCUUCCAAGAUGCAGCAUUUGCCCUCGAACCGUCCACCGUCGAUAAACCCAAAUUGUCACCUUUGGUUAAGACGAACUUUGGGUACCACAUUAUCAUGGUUGAGGGCCGCCGAUAA
This is a messenger RNA of Gloeophyllum trabeum ATCC 11539, 354 nucleotides long. Its product is annotated as FKBP-like protein. Gene Ontology annotation, molecular function: peptidyl-prolyl cis-trans isomerase activity; DNA binding. The transcript is spliced from 4 exons. The record is from RefSeq and is a predicted model, not a curated record. The coding region runs from base 1 to 354 and encodes 117 amino acids. Lineage: Eukaryota; Fungi; Basidiomycota; Agaricomycetes; Gloeophyllales; Gloeophyllaceae. Gene Ontology annotation, biological process: rRNA processing.